AUGGGUGGAAGCACUAUAACUCAUGUGGAAGAUGUAUCUGGACAGAAUUCAAAUGGGACAGUCCACGCAAAGACAUUUGUACUGGUAGUGGCAGUCAAUAUGGUGUAUUUUGCCCAGCUCAUCAGCGUUGUUGGAUCCGGUAGCCUGGGUCACAGUAUUGCAGCAGUAACGGGGGCAACAGAGUAUCAGGUUUGGUUCACAUCGUCAAUUACCAUAUUGACGGCUGCCCUGAGUCCUCCGGUUAGCCAAGCCGCAGAUUACUGGGGCCGUAAGUGGCCAUUAGUGUUCUUUACUUCUCUGGGAUGCAUCGGCAGCGUCGUCGUCUCUCGAGCUAAUUCUCCGGGCUCGAUACUUGCUGGGUUUGUGAUCAGUGGCAUCGGCUUUGGCGCUCAGCCUUUGGUUGCAACUAUCUCUUCUGAGGUUCUUCCUCGCAGAUGGAGACCCUUUGCUCAAGGUUUUUUCUGCUCUGCAGGCGCCUUAUCUGCAGUGGCAUCCCUACUGUUUGGAGGGGCACUGGUACGUGAUGGCAAUAAUGAGGGCUUUCGGGUAUAUUACUAUGUAUGUGCAGGUGUCUUCGCGUUGUCGGCCCUCUUAUCUACGCUCCUUUACAACCCCCCGCCACGGAAUCUCCAAGUAGAACUGAAAUUUUAUGAAAAACUCGGAAAAUUGGACUGGCCUGCUUAUGCUUUGUUGACUGGCGGAACUGUCCUCUUUUGCAUGGGUUUGUCAUGGUCACAAAACCCAUACUCAUGGUCAGACCCGCAUGUGGUGGCUCCGUUCGUUGUUGGAGUUGGCUUGCUUAUCGGCUUAAUAUCCUACGCGUUAUUCGUCAAAAAGGAUGGAAUAGUUCAUCAUAAGCUCUUCUUACAUCGAAAUUUUGCAAUCGCUCUUGGAUGCCAGUUUGUAGAAGGCUUGAGUUUUUUCGCUUCUAACAACUACUGGCCGUCGGAGACUCGAAAAUUCUUAUCGCCAGAUACACUCCUAGUUGGUGCAAAUUACACCGUUGCCUUCAUCGCGGGUAUAAUCAUUGCGGGUUUUGGUGCAGCGUUUUCAUGGAAGACAAAGCUACUCCGUCCGCCUUCUACGUUGGCAUUCGUCUUAUUUAUCAUAUUUGAUAUCCUGGCGGCAACCAUUACGAUAAAUACCCCAGACGCCAAUUUCUGGGUCUAUCCCAUCUUUGUCGGAGGUGGAAUGGGAUUAUGCUUGGCUAACGGCAUGACGGUGGCGCAAUUCGCGACUCCUCUUGAACUGCUGUCCACAACGACAGGACUGAUCCUUGCGGUUCGAAAUCUCGGAGGCACUGUCGGGCUAGCCAUCUACAACGCUAUCUUCAACCACUGCAUUACCUCUAAUCUGGCGUCCAAGGUGGCCGCGGCCACGUUACCACUGGGUCUACCAGAAACCUCUCUAAGUCUGCUAGUUGAUGUUUUAAACUCUGGGAACCUUGAAGCCUUGUCCACUGUUCCUGGCAUUACAUCAGCGAUUAAAUCCGCGGCGGAAAUCGCUCAACUUCAGACGUACGUGAUCGCAUACCGAUACGUCUGGGUGGCCGCAGGAGCCUUUUCAGCUAGCGCGCUCGUUGCCACAUUUUUUAUCGUCGAACGCAAAACUGACUUCAACGCACAUGUUGAUGCACCCGUGGAGGACAACAUCCACAAAUCCGCCUACUUAGAAAAGGCAUAAACU
Talaromyces proteolyticus is the source of this 1686-nucleotide messenger RNA. RefSeq names its product major facilitator superfamily domain-containing protein. The coding region runs from base 1 to 1683 and encodes 560 amino acids. The record is from RefSeq and is a predicted model, not a curated record. Gene Ontology annotation, biological process: transmembrane transport. NCBI's taxonomy places the organism in Eukaryota, Fungi, Ascomycota, Eurotiomycetes, Eurotiales, Trichocomaceae. Gene Ontology annotation, molecular function: transmembrane transporter activity. Gene Ontology annotation, cellular component: membrane. The transcript is spliced from 3 exons.